UAAAAGAAAGCUAUUUGUGAGUUAAUUUUUUUUAUUAUUUUUAUUUGUUUUUUUUAUUCUACGUUGUUAUUUUUUUUCUUUAAAUUGUCACUGUCUAUUAAUAUUUGAAGAAAAAAAUUUUUUAGAAAAAAAAAUAAUAAUAAUCAGAUCGUGGUUGCCAAAAGACAUCGGUAAAGUUGGUUACUAACAUAAGGGUUAAAGCAAGAAAAUUUGUUCACGUGAAACUUGCAAAUUCAAGAAUACUACUGCAUUAGAGAUCCAGUGUGCAGGGUAAGCUAUGUAAAAGAGAUUGAAAUACAAGUAAUGCAUCAGCUUAGAGCUUGUUAUACUUUUUGUGCACACCAGAAUUAGCCAGAGAUACCAGGAAAGGAUGUAAAUUAAUAAUAUUUCACGUUCAUGCCAAAAAUAGACGCCAUAACUUUAAAAAUUAUGGAACCAUGUUUUAUCCACUGUCAUAUAACGACGCAUAUUUCUUGGUUUACAAUUUGGAAAAGCUCCAAUCACAGUUUAGAAACAAUUUCUUGUUGUUAAUUGUUUGUAAACUUUUGAAGAUGAGGUGCAACUACAAAACAUUUAUUUAAUUACAUAGGCACCAUCUCAUAGAAACGAUUCAAACUUUUCUAAGCGCAGCACUCUCCUCAACGCCAAGGUCGCUUGUCUAUCAGUUUCGAAAAUAAAACUAUAAUAAUAUAUUUUACAUCACAUUUUAAAUAAAAAGUUCCACCAAUCUCCAAGUGGCAAACAUUCAGGUAAGGCUGCUCUCGAAACCACCAGUUACAUAACUGUAAGAUGUGCUUCUACAAAAUAACAAAAGCGACAAUUGAAGGGAUAAUAACGGCUGGCAGUAAGCCAUAAAACGUUCUACUAAAAGACAGUAAAAUAAUGAUAACCACAAGCAAUUGGCAAUGAUUCUGUGAAUAAGUCAAUAGCAAACAUACAAAAAGGAUGUGUUUAAUGUUAAAUGACGAAAAAUUUACAAAAUUCCCAUAAAAGAAACAAAGGAACACAAAGUACAACAAACUAAAACUAGUAAAAUGCAAAGGACGUGAUAAUGACAACAAAACAUUAUCAUUUUCAGGCCCUUUAAAACGUUGAAGUAGAACAUUUCUUAUUGCUUUGUAAAUUUUGUUUGAUAAACUGCAAGCCAUAUUUUCUAAUCCAUCAAUCUCAAUUUACGGAUUCCAUGACAAUUUUUUUUCUGAAAAUUAAACAAACUCGAGUCAUAUUACAUUUAUUUCAUCUAUGGUAAACACAAAUUUUUGCUGUGACAAGCAAUGGAAAUUCAAUAAAAUGUGUACUAAUAUGAAGUGAAAAGCUGAAACAGAAAAGCACACAUAAAAAUAAAUAAAAACGGAAAAAAUGACAGACAAAUACACAAAGCGCACUAAAAUAUAAAGUAUAAAAAUAAGCAAGUGUAAAAACGCUACAAAACUCACCGAUUUUUCAUAUAUAAGCUAUUGGCGAAUGAAAAAUAUAGAGGUUUCCACCGUGUUUUUCUUUAAGCUCCCUAAACACCGCAAAACGAGCUUUAAGUGAAUUAAAUAAGAGUAAAUUACAGCUACACAAUGAGCGCAAUGGUGAGCAAAGCAAGUCAACGAAGCUUUAACGCCUAAGGAAGAUAGACCACGAAAACUAAAAAAAAAAGUUUAAAUGGUAUUUGUAAAUUAUUUUUGCCACGUGCGAUCUGGAAAUUAGAACGGCAGCUGCGACAGAUCUCUUCUGUAGUGAAGUUUCAUUAGUGUUACAGCUGGAAAGGAGAGUAGUCUCGAUGUCAUAAGACUCGCGCUUUAUAUACGGUAUAAAUGUGGGAAUAUAGCCGUCAGUUAUAUUUGGUUUCCAGCUAAUACAUUGGUGGGCGCGGAUUUUGAUUAUGAAGAAUUCAGAGCCACGCAAUAACUUUCAGCUACUUAAGCUAACAGCAAAGUUUAGAAUAGGAACCGCAGUUCCAUCUAUCAAAGCCGCUAAAUUAAAAGCAGUAUGAAUUGGCGCGCGGACGGCACAUGCAACACGAACAAAGCACAAGACAACACUGUUGGCGGUAUGCAAGGAUACGACGAAUAAUGGCGUUACGAAGGCUACUGUCGGUGCCGUCAACGAUGAAAUACGAGUGUAAUGCGUUAUGGCGAUGGAGGAGUAAAGUGAAGUUGUCUUCAUUGGUCGCCUAACCGAAUGCUAAAUUUAACCUUCCUGCUGUUUUGGCACUGCCAAGCAACUUGCAAGCAAAGCGCCAAGCACAACGCCAAGCAGUCGACUCUUAGUCUUCAUGUAGAAAUAUACAGAUUCAUUUUCGGACGGAUGUCAAUAGAUAUUAUAUAUACGAUUGAAAACGGAAAGUGACAUACAAAGAUUUCUGCAAAGAAUUUAUGUGUUGAAUUAAUCGUGGAGAUAAAAAACAAACAAAUAUUUAAUAGUUUUCAUAAUGGCUAAUGCGCCGAUCAGCAAAAUGCAUUUAGAAUCUGUCGAUAGAAUUGUCAGCAUUCCAUUGGUCGAGACAAGUUUUAAGCGUAUCGAGGAUCUUUAUGGCAGAGUUAAACACAAUAACCGGCUAUUUAAUUGGUAUUUUGAAACCGCCGAAUCUACAAUUUUCGCCGCCUAUGAGUCUGUGCAACCGGCAGUCAAACUUUUCGAAGCGCCUCUAAAGCAUCUGGAUGGCGUUAUGUGUAAAAGUUUGGACUUAUUAGAACAGCGUAUACCACUCGUUUAUUUGCCACCAGAAAUGAUGUAUUGGAAUACAAAGGAGUACAUGUCGGACCAUCUUGUGCGGCCGGUGUUGAAGCGCGCCGAUUCAGUCAAACAGAUCGGCAGCACUGUAUUGGAAAGUUCACUAACGGCAUAUGCAGCGGAACGGCUGGACGAAGCCUUCACAGUUGGGGACAAAUUCGUAGAUAAAUACUUAGUGCCUCUACCAGGCGAUCAAACGGAUGCACCAGCCGAUGAAGAUAAGAGUACUGUGGUUGAAAACGAGAAAGGCGCCAUUAAGGCAAUACAUCACGGUCAACGAUUCUCACGCAAGCUUAAACGUCGCCUAACCCAGCGCACCCUCGCCGAAGCAAGAGCAUUAAAGAAACAAAGCAGGGAAGCCAUUAAUAUACUUAUCUAUGCAGCCGAGUUGAUAGCUACGGAUCCAAAGUUGGCUCUACAAAAAGCCAAAGAACUUUGGGACUAUCUGAGUGAAGACGAGCCAGAAAACCAAGCCAGACCAGUGAGUCUCGAACAGUUAAUUGUCUUAUUGACACGGGAGUCAGCUCGACGUUUAGUGCAUCUGGUGAAUUUUAGUGCACACAUCGCUUCGAACUUCCCAAAAAAGUUGUCUCACACCACCACUGAGGUCGUUCAUCACAUUAUAAUUUUUAACAACCGCAUUAUUAGCAUUACGAAGUUGGAUAAGGUUAAAAAUAUGUCCAAGCAUGAAGCUGAAUCAAUAAUUAAGCGCGCCUUGACCUUCUAUGGUGGUCUUCAAAUCAUCACUAAUAGCUAUUUGGAACGCUUAGCCACUUUUCUCUCUGGUCGCAUAGAGGCGGAAAAGGUAACUGUCACUGCUAUCGCAUCCAACGCAUCCUCGUCCAACGCAAGGCGACGAAUCGAACCACAGGACAAUAACGUCCCUGUUCCACAUAUAAAUGGCGUCUACUGAGAAAUAGAAUUUGUUAUUGCUGUCGUAUUUUUAUUUAUAAUCAUCGACUUUUAUUUUUGCUUUCAUAUUCGUACUAAUACAUAAGGUAACGUUCCGUAAAAUAAAUGAGGUGUCUUAAUAAAACUAAGUGCACAUGCCACAUGCGUAUUCCAAAGUGUGCAAAUUCUAUUUCAA
Messenger RNA from Bactrocera oleae (olive fruit fly), 3808 nucleotides. Lineage: Eukaryota; Metazoa; Arthropoda; Insecta; Diptera; Tephritidae. The record is from RefSeq and is a predicted model, not a curated record.